This is a messenger RNA of Phyllostomus hastatus (greater spear-nosed bat), 8095 nucleotides long. It is a transcript of the gene F5, whose product is annotated as coagulation factor V. Gene Ontology annotation, molecular function: copper ion binding. The record is from RefSeq and is a predicted model, not a curated record. Gene Ontology annotation, biological process: blood coagulation. The transcript has 25 exons. NCBI's taxonomy places the organism in Eukaryota, Metazoa, Chordata, Mammalia, Chiroptera, Phyllostomidae. Bases 122 to 6667 code for a protein of 2181 amino acids.
GACACUGCCACCCACAGCCUCCGGGAGCUCACUGCAGCGCACACGCGGCGACUCGGUGGCGGCGGAGGAGAGCUCCGUCCGGGCCCUGGGGGUAGCCGAGGGCAGGAGCAGAAAAGGAACCAUGUCCCCAGGCUGCCCACGCCUCUGGGUCCUGGUGGUCCUGGGCUCCAGCUGGGCGGGCGCGGGGCGCACGGGGGCUGAGGCCGCGCGGCUAAGGGAGUUCUAUGUGGCGGCUCAGGGCAUCCGCUGGAGCUACCACCCUGAGCCGGCAGAGCACAGUUUGAACCCUUCUGCAACCUCCUUCAAGAAGAUUGUCUACAGAGAGUAUGAAGCAUAUUUUGAGAAAGAAAAACCACGAUCGAGAACUUCGGGACUCCUUGGGCCUACUUUAUAUGCUGAAGUUGGAGACAUCAUGAGAGUGCACUUUAAAAACAAGGCAGACAAGCCCUUAAGCAUCCACCCUCAAGGAAUCAAGUACAGUAAAUUCUCAGAAGGUGCUUCCUACGAGGACCACACGUUUCCUGUGGAGAAGAUGGACGACGCUGUAGCUCCGGGCCAUGAGUACACCUAUGAGUGGACCAUCCGUGAGGACAGUGGGCCCACCCGCGAUGACCCGCCGUGCCUCACGUACAUCUACUACUCCUACGACAACCUGAUACAGGACUUCAACUCCGGGCUGAUCGGCCCUCUGCUUAUCUGCAAGAAAGGCACCCUAGGUGAGGGCGGCAUUCAGAAGAUGUUUGACAAGCAGCACGUGCUGAUGUUCGCCGUGUUUGACGAAAGCAAGAGCUGGAGCCGGUCGCCGUCCGUCAUGUACACGGUCAACGGCUAUGUGAACGGGACCAUGCCAGAUAUAACUGUCUGUGCCAGCGACCAAGUCAGCUGGCAUCUGAUUGGAAUGAGCUCCGGACCGGAGCUGUUCUCCAUUCACUUCAACGGCCAGGUGCUGGAGCACAACCGGCAUAAGAUCUCGGCCUUGACACUCGUCAGUGCGACGUCCACCACUGCCAACAUGACCAUGGGCCCCGGGGGGAAGUGGAUCGUCUCCUCUCUCACCCCUACUCACAUGCAAGCGGGCAUGCAGGCUUCUGUGGACAUCCGAGACUGCCCCAAGAAGACCAGGAGCUCUAAGAUGCUGACGCGGGAGCAGCGGCGGCACAUGAAGAGGUGGGAGUACUUCAUCGCUGCGGAGGAAGUCAUCUGGGACUACGCGCCUGUCAUACCAGUGAACAUGGACAAAAAAUACAGGUCUCUGCAUUUGGAUAAUUUCUCGAACCAAAUUGGAAAACAUUACAAGAAGGUUGUCUACAAACAGUACCAAGAUGAGUCCUUCACCAAACGCCUGGAGGACUCUAACAACAAAAACGACGGCAUCCUGGGCCCUGUCAUCAGAGCCCAGGUCAGGGACACGCUCAAAAUCGUGUUCAAAAACAUGGCCAGCCGCCCCUACAGCAUUUACCCUCACGGAGUGACCUUCUCCCCUGUUGAAGAGGAAACCAACUCUUCUUCCACUGAAGGCGGCAACCCCAUGGUCAAAGCGGUUCAGCCAGGGGAGACCUACACUUACAAGUGGAAUAUCCUGGAGUCCGACGAGCCCACAGAAAACGACGCCCAGUGCCUGACGAGGCCGUACUACAGUGCCGUGGACGUCACCAGGGACCUCGCCUCGGGGCUGAUAGGGCUGCUUCUGAUCUGUAAGAGCAGGUCCCUGGACAAGCGAGGCAUACAGCGGGCGGCGGACAUCGAGCAGCAGGCCGUGUUCGCCGUGUUCGACGAGAACCGGAGCUGGUACAUCGAGGACAACAUCAACAAGUUCUGCGCGAGCCCCGAGAAGGUGGACCGGGCCAACCCCAAGUUUUACGAGUCCAACAUCAUGAGCACCAUCAACGGCUACGUGCCCGAGAGCAUAUCCACGCUGGGCUUCUGCUUUGACGACACCGUCCAGUGGCACUUCUGCAGCGUGGGGACCCAGGAUGACGUUCUGACCGUCCACUUCACCGGGCACUCCUUCGUCUACGGCAAGAGGCAUGAGGACACUCUGGCCCUCUUUCCCAUGAGCGGGGAGUCUGUGACCGUCACGAUGGAUAACGUAGGAACCUGGAUGUUAACCACCAUGAAUUCUAAUCCAAGAAGCAGAAACCUGAGGCUGAGAUUCAGGGACGUGAAGUGUAUCUGGGAUGACAGCGAAGAUGACUAUGUCAUAUACGAACCUCCGUCUGCAUCCAUGACGACACGGAAAAUGCGCGACUUUCCAGAAGACCGUGGGGCGGACGAGGACGCUGACUAUGAUGAACAGGACAGACUGGCUUUAGAACUGGGACUGAGGUCAUUCAGGAACGCACCCCUGAAUCCACAGGGGGACGAGUUCAAUCUCACUGCCCUGGCCCUGGACAACAGCUCUGAACUCGCGCCUCCAAGUACUGCUAUGGCUGUUGGUCCAAAUUCUUCUUCCCCGAGUAACAAGAGCGGGCUCGUGGCCAGUCCCUUUGCAGAAGCUCACGAAACCCUUCCUCACCCCGAAACCACCACAGCCGGCCCCCCCAUGGGACGCAGCUCAGAAAAGACCGCAGAUCGCAACCCUCCCGCAGCAGAGCGCUCCAGCCCCUACUCUGAAGACCCUCGGGAGGACCCUGUACAGUCGAUUGUCACGGAGAUAAGCCUCCUUCCGCCUGGGGCAGAAGGACUGACAGGUCAAGGACACGCUACAAGCAACGGAUUCCAGGCAGGAAGAGACGGACAGGCCGGGCACAAGUUCUCCCAGAUGGAAUUUCUAGAACAUAUAACCGGGAGACAGGCAAGCCAAGACAGCCCUUCUUCCGAGACAGAGCCCUGGGAGGACCUCCCCAGUGACCUGCUACUCUUGCAACAGGAGACGCCAUCUAAGACUUUGAACGGGAAAUGGCAUUUGGUUUCUGAAAAGGGGAGCUACGAGGUCAUCCCAGAGGCGGAUAAAGAUGCGGCUGUUAGUAACCCCCAGAAUGCCUCAGGGCCCUGGGCGGGGAGCGUCCCUCCUCCAAACAAGCAUGAUGGACAUCAGAGUGGCCGCCCAAAGUUUUAUGGCGUUAGACAUAAAUAUCCACGACUCAGGCAGGGAGGGAGGAGCAGCCGACCGAAGAACAGCACCGCUUUAAUCUGGACACGAAGGAAGAAGUUCGCACGCCGCACCCCGUUCUCUCCAAGGAGCUUCCGCCCCCUCGGAGGGGCGGCCGACGGCACGCGCUCCGACUCACGUCCCACGUCCAACGAGUCGUCGCUCCCCGAGCUCCUGCACCAGCCGCUCACCCCUGCGGACCUCAGCCCGGUGGCCUCACGGCCCGACCCCAGUGGGAGCCCCCCGAACGGCACCGGUCAGACAGGCCUCUCGCCGGACGUUCCGUGGACAGCAGCCCCAGAAGAGCGCGACCACCGGCUCCCCCUCCCAGGCCCUGAUCCAACGUACUUCCCUGCAGAGCCCAGGCACGGGCCUUCUCCAGAGCCCGGCCAGGCGUUCAGCUCUGACCUAAGACACCAGCCCUCCCCCGAGGACUCUGGACAAACGUCUCCGUCCUUGGAACUUGAAGUCUGGCAGACGGCCAUCUCCCCGGACCUCACCCACCUGCCCCCGUCUCCAGAGCCCAGUCAGACAAACCUCUCCCCGGGACUCAGCCUGAAGACUCUCUCUCCUGACCUCGGCCAGACAACCCUUGCCCCUGACCUUGGUCAGACAACCGUUUCCCCUGACCUUGGUCAGGUGGCCCUCUCCCCAGACCUCAGCCAAGAUGCUCUCUCCCCAGACGUCAACCAGACGACCCUCUCCCCAGACCUCAGCCAGGAAACUGACUCCCCAGACCUCAGCCAGGAGACCCUCUCCCCAGACCUCGGCCAGGAGACCCUCUCCCCAGACCUCAGCCAGGAGACCGACUCCCCAGACCUCAGCCAGACGACCCUCUCCCCAGACCUCGGCCAGGAGACCCUCUCCCCAGACCUCAGCCAGGAGACUGACUCCCCAGACCUCGGCCAGGAGACCCUCUCCCCAGACCUCAGCCAGGAGACUGACUCCCCAGACCUCGGCCAGGAGACCCUCUCCCCAGACCUCAGCCAGACGACCCUCUCCCCAGACCUCGGCCAGGAGACCCUCUCCCCAGACCUCAGCCAGGAGACUGACUCCCCAGACCUCGGCCAGGAGACCCUCUCCCCAGACCUCACCCAGACGACCCUCUCCCCAGACCUCGGCCAGGAGACUGACUCCCCAGACCUCGGCCAGGAGACCCUCUCCCCAGACCUCAGCCAGACAACCCUCUCCCCAGACCUCGGCCAGGAGACCCUCUCCCCAGACCUUGGCCAGACCACCCUCUCCCCAGACCUCACACAGACGACCCUUCCUCCUGCUGUCUGGCAGACAUCAGCCCCUCCAGACCUUGAUCAGACACCCGACACUUCUGAACCUGCUCAGACUGUUCCUUAUUCAGACUUCGGUCACUUGCCAUCUCCUCAACCGUCUCCUCCACGAAAUGACACUUUUCUAACAAAGGAGUUUAACCUACCGUUUGUGCUUGGCUUCAGCGGAGACGACGGAGAUUACAUUGAGAUGAUACCAAGCGAGAGGGAAGAGAGCGAUGAAAACGACUCUUACGAAUUUGGCCACGUGGCCUAUGACGACCCCUACCAAACCGACACGAGGACGGACGUGAACUCCUCCAGAAACCCGGACAGCAUCGCAGAAUGGUACCUCCGGAGCAACAACGGGAACAGGAAAUACUAUUAUAUUGCUGCUGAAGAAAUAUCCUGGGACUACUCAAAAUCUGCACAAAGUGAAACGGACGGUGAAGACGAUGAUGUCGUUCCGGAAGGCACCGUGUACAAGAAAGUCGUUUUCCGCAAGUACCUCGACAGCACCUUUACCCAGCGGGACCCUCGGGGAGAGUACGAAGAGCAUCUGGGCAUCCUUGGUCCUGUUAUUAGAGCUGAGGUGGACGACGUUAUCCAGGUGCGCUUCAAAAAUUUAGCAUCCAGACCGUAUUCUCUGCACGCCCACGGGCUGUCCUACGAGAAAUCAUCGGAGGGGAAGACUUACGAAGACGACUCCCCCGAGUGGUUCAAGGAGGACAACGCGAUCCAGCCCAACCGCAGUUACACCUACGUGUGGCACGCCACGGGGAGGUCGGGGCCCGAGAGCCCCGGCUCCGCCUGCCGGGCCUGGGCCUACUACUCAGCCGUGAACACGGAGAAGGACAUCCACUCGGGCCUGAUAGGUCCCCUUCUGAUCUGCCGGAAAGGGACGCUUCACAAGGAGAGCAAGAUGCCCGUGGACACGCGAGAAUUCGUCCUACUCUUCAUGGUCUUUGACGAGAAGAAGAGCUGGUAUUACGACAAGAAACCCCAAAGGUCCUGGAGACGCACGUCCUCCGAAGUAAAACACUCCCAUGAGUUUCAUGCCAUCAACGGGAUGGUCUACAACUUGCCCGGCCUGAGAAUGUAUGAGCAGGAGUGGGUGAGGCUGCACCUGUUGAACUUGGGCGGCUCCCGAGACAUCCACGUGGUCCACUUCCAUGGCCAGACCUUGCUGGAAAACGGCACGCGGCAGCACCAGUUAGGGGUCUGGCCGCUCCUUCCCGGUUCAUUUAAGACGCUUGAAAUGAAGGCAUCCAAACCAGGCUGGUGGCUCCUGGACACACAGGUCGGAGAAAACCAGAGGGCAGGGAUGCGAACGCCCUUUCUCAUCGUGGACAGAGAAUGCAGGAUGCCGAUGGGGCUGAGCACGGGCGUCGUGGCGGACGGACAGAUCAAGGCGUCUGAGUUUGUGGGUUCUUGGGAGCCCAAAUUAGCAAGAUUAAACAAUGGUGGAUCGUAUAAUGCUUGGAUGACAGAAAAAAUGUCAGAAUUUGACACUAAACCUUGGAUCCAGGUGGACAUGGAAAGGGAGGUCCUGUUCACGGGGAUCCAGUCCCAAGGCGCCAAGCACUACCUGAAGUCCUACUACACCACCGAGUUCCGCGUGGCCUACAGCUCCGACCGGACCAACUGGCAGGUUUUCAAAGGGAACAGCACGAGGAACGUGAUGUAUUUUGAUGGCAAUUCGGAUGCCUCUUCGGUAAAAGAAAACCGGUUUGACCCACCAAUCGUGGCCAGGUACAUCAGGGUCUACCCAACCCGGUUCUUCAACAGACCCGCCCUUCGGCUGGAGCUGCAAGGCUGUGAGAUCAACGGCUGCUCCACACCGCUGGGCGUGGAGAGUGGGAAGAUCGAAGACGAGCAGAUCACAGCUUCCUCGUUUAAAACGUCCUGGUGGGGCGGCUCCUGGGAGCCCUUCCGCGCCCGUCUCAACGCCCAGGGCCGCGUGAACGCCUGGCAGGCCAAGGCAAACAACAACAGACAGUGGCUGCAAAUUGAUCUGCUCCAAGUGAAGAAGAUAACGGCGAUCGUCACGCAGGGCUGCAGGUCCCUGUCCUCUGAAAUGUACGUGAAGAGCUACACCGUCCACUACAGUGACGGCGGCGUGGACUGGACACCUUACAGGCAGGGGUCCUCCAUGGUGGACAAGGUUUUCGAAGGAAAUAGUAAUUUCAAGGGACAGGUGAAGAACUUUUUCAACCCCCCGAUCAUUUCCAGAUACAUCCGCAUCAUCCCGAAGACGUGGAACCAGAGCAUCGCGCUUCGCCUGGAGCUCUUCGGCUGCGACCUUGACUAGACUGAGUGUUCGAAGGCACAGGGAGGAGGACUCCUAAGGCUACCACGCCCGUUAGAGGAGGCAUUGCCUUUCAUGGCGGUGUUAAAUUCUCUGCUAGAGAAUACAAUUUUAUAUGUGAAACUUUUAUAAUGUAACUCCUUGCUACCUUUAAGGGAGAUGAUGGCUAUUAUUUUUGCAUUAUUUUAAAUACAAGUGGGAAAAGUUCAAGAACCAAUAGGGAAAGGGCUUCUCUUUCGCAAUGAUUAAGAUGCUAUAUCAAGUAAUAUUCCUGUGGUUAACAUGCUUUGUGAUAGUUCCUUUAAACCCUAAGCACAUUAAUAAGAGAGAUUUAAAAAAAAAAACAUUUCUAGCCUGGGUAGCUGUCCCUCCUACAUUUUUCUUUAAAAAAUAAACAAACGAACACACUGUGAUUUAAAAAAUAAAGGAAACAAAUGAGACUCUUAAAUGGUUAACUUCCCUUGCCAGUGGAGAGAAAAACAACCUCAUCAUAUGAAAUGCUAAGUGCUUAAACUACCCUUCUGAGCUCCAUGGCAAUGACCUUCGGCCCCUCCAUGAGAAAAAACACAAGCACGCCUAUUUUCCGUAGUCCCACUGGCCUCGUGAGUCAGACCGGUCCUGCCUGGGACUGAAGACACGGCACUGCGGUUCAGCACUAGGGGUCAUUAGACACAGAGCGGAAUGCAAAUGGCCAGGGGAGAACUGGACAUGGAAUCUUGGCUUCGUCCUAGCUGGCACUAGCUGGCACGCUGUUUCAAAACACGGGUCGCCUGAGGUGAAGCUGAUCGCUGUAAAGCCAGCACUGGGGCUGUUGUCCCGAGCGCAGCUCUGCUUGCCAGGAGGGGCCCCUGGCCAACUGACUGCGCUGUGCUCCCUCUCUUGAAACUCCCCUUAAUCGUUUUUAACAGUGAGUCCAACCUUUGCAAUUUGCAGUAGGUCCCACAAGUUACGUAGCUAGGCCCAGGUCCCUCGACUGCAGAAAUGGGCAGGGUCUCUUCUGAUCUACCGAGGUAUAAUGGAAGCACCUCAGGCAUGGUCGAGGUAUAAAAUCAUGCCACGUACGAGGUAGGGGAAUUGAUGAGGACGGAGCAUGAGAUCCAACUUCAUUAUUCAAUACACACAAAAAUGAGGCCACAAAGUUUCAAGAACCUGCCUGGGGCUGUUGCCUGUUCCCAUCCGAGCUGAAACCAGAAGCAAGGUGAUUAGACUCCCAGCCCCUCCUUCCCGUCUGGUUUCUCUUUCAUAAAAAUGGAAAUUACAGUGAUUAUGAUUCAUCCUCCCCAAACGGGUAGACAUGAAUGUUAAUUAAUAAGAACUAGUAAUUGAUCUGAAAAGUACUCAUUCGGGGAUCAAUGAAAUGUUUGGGUUAUAGCUGAUCUGUGUCGACAUAUUAAAACCUCUCUUACUUUGAAAUAAAAAUAUGUGUUUGUA